This is a messenger RNA of Archocentrus centrarchus (flier cichlid), 1592 nucleotides long. RefSeq names its product protein phosphatase 3, regulatory subunit B, alpha a (gene ppp3r1a). Gene Ontology annotation, molecular function: calcium ion binding. The record is from RefSeq and is a predicted model, not a curated record. Bases 263 to 775 code for a protein of 170 amino acids. The transcript is spliced from 6 exons. Lineage: Eukaryota; Metazoa; Chordata; Actinopteri; Cichliformes; Cichlidae.
GUCAAACCGAACCUCCUCCUCCGCUUACUGUCCCCUCCCAGCGGGUCUCCCUCCCUUCAGCCACUGCAGUGAAAGCUUCGGUGAAGGAGAGAGAGACGGUGAAGAGAGCCUGAACCUGGGUGUAAAGCCAGGACGAGACCCGAGAGCACCAACAGCGUAUUUUUCUCGUAUUUCUCGCCACAGCUCGGCGGCCUGCUGACUCCUGCUGUUGUAACCUCCUUUUCCGUUCACAUCGCCUGGAUUUCAUCAUCCGACCUGCAAGAUGGGAAAUGAAGCCAGUUACCCCCUGGAGAUGUGCUCACAUUUCGAUGCUGAUGAGAUUAAGAGGCUAGGGAAGAGGUUUAAGAAACUCGACCUAGAUAACUCUGGCUCACUCAGCGUGGAAGAGUUCAUGUCUCUGCCCGAGCUGCAACAGAACCCACUGGUGCAAAGGGUUAUCGACAUAUUCGACACGGAUGGGAAUGGAGAAGUGGACUUUAAAGAGUUUAUCGAGGGCGUCUCACAGUUCAGCGUCAAGGGGGACAAAGAGCAGAAGCUUCGGUUCGCUUUCAGGAUCUAUGACAUGGACAAGGAUGGCUACAUCUCCAAUGGUGAGCUCUUCCAGGUGCUGAAGAUGAUGGUAGGCAACAACCUGAAGGACACGCAGCUCCAGCAAAUCGUGGACAAGACCAUUAUCAAUGCAGACAAGGAUGGAGACGGCAGGAUAUCCUUUGAAGAGUUCUGUGCAGUGGUUGGUGGUCUCGAUAUACACAAAAAGAUGGUGGUGGAUGUGUGAGUGCUCUCCGCUUGCUGAAUCCCCCCCUUUGUCCUCGACUCUCGCUUUCUCCACCAUCUCUGAAGAUCUGCUCAAGACGUCCGGCAAAACGCUCUCUGUGUAAAUCAAUGGAAGUAUUCGCUUUCUCUCUUUUUUUUUUUUUCUCUCUCUCUCUCUUUCUCUCUCUGUGAAGCCACUUUUUCUUUAAAAAGAAAAAAAAACACAGGCCUCGUGAAGCCAACUUUGAAGUGUUAUUGAACUGUAAAUCCUCUCAAUAACCCGGUCGUAGCACUUUAAGAGACUGAAGGACAUCUAUUUGUCAUUUGCAAGAGCAUCUCCAGUUUUGGAUGAGGGAGGAGGAAGGGGAGGAAGGGGGGAAGGGGGUGCGGUGAAGAGGCUGGUUGGCUUGUUCAUAUUUCUCUCUUUCUUUCUUUCUUUCUGUCUUUUUUUUAUUGUUAUUUUUGAUAUUUAUUUUUUGUUCUUGUCUUUUAUAAAGAAGAAAAAAAUACAAGUAUAUCUAUGGUUGUCUCGUGAGGGGAAGUGUGUAGUGUAUUAACACUUGACUUGCAGCACAACUAGAAAGUAGGGUAUGAAGUGCCAACCAGAACAUAUCCAGAAAACCAGUCCAAGUUAUUACCCAUCAUCACAGCAGUCAUUCAUGCCAGACAAACUGGCUUGUGACGCUUCCAACUGCUCGACUGCGAGUCACAUUAGAAGCAAAUCAAAAUUUCUUUUUUUUUUUUUUUUUUUGGGUCUCCAUUUUUAGCUUACGCACGCAGUUUGGCCAGACCGGUAAAGCUUUCAGUCACUCUUAGAAAAUACGCUUCUUUUUUUUUUU